CAUAAACCUCACACAUAAAUUAGACAUGGCAGAAGUUCUAGGCCCAUUUGGGUUCGCCUUCGGCGCCAUUGGGUUCAUCUUUAGUACUGUGGGGACGACAACUGAGGCCUGGGAGAACUUCCACAAAUAUGAAGAACAUAUGGGACUCUAUCAACUGCGCUUGGGCAACUUCGAGCGCAAGAUUAAUAAAUGGAAUAUCUUCUGGAGAAACACGGACUUUGGCCCCCAUAGGGCCGUCAUUAACGCUACGAGAAUGCGGAUGGAGAAAUUGUGUGAAGACAUGGAACGGAAGCUAAGGAAGCACCAUUUAAAAGACGAAGGGCUCUGGAAAAUUCUGGCAUCGCAUUGGAAAGAAGGCAAACGACUCAAGAUGAAGGAUCUCGGAAACGGCUCAGCGAGUAUUUUCCACGGCUUUGCUUAUGCGCUCUGGAAGAAAAAGAAGUUGGAAAGCUGGAUGAAUCGGCUGAAGGAUGAGGUUGAAGGAAUCCACAACCUCUCCAAGGAUGAGAUGAAACGGAGAACCGCGGACUUCGCAAGCGACGACCCCUCUCAGGUAGACAUUGAGCGGACGACAAAUCUGGAGCACUUCGUCCAGAAUCUUACCAACUUUGCACAACAGCUUCAUGAUCAGUGUACUAGAACACCUACUACCAAAGGAUGGGCCUUAGGACUACGCCCUCCGCAUAGCUCUAAAGACAUUCCUGGUGAAAUCAAGCGUUGCGCUAAAGACGUCAAAUCAUGGAACCAUAUCGCACAAGUCAACAUUGAGCUCGUUUAUUCCCUGGACGGACAAAGCUUGAAAGAAGGGAGGCUCCGGGUGGGGCAUCAUCGCAGAGUUGAGCAGCCCCAGGUACCAUCGCAUGAUGUGCUUAUAGGCCAGAUUCAACCCGAUAACCAAAUGAUCAACUGCUGCAUACUUGAUGAGCCACGAGUACGAACACGUCCGCUAGGCGUACUCAUACAUGAAGGAUUCUUCAACGAUAUCAAAGUACGCAAAGAAUGGCAGCAAGACUGUGCAAGACUACUUCGUGGAAUCUCAAACUGGACGCUUCUCCUAUGGAACACCAAUUGGACCCAACAACUCUGCUGCUAUGGACUACAGAUUGAGCAACAAGUCUCCGCCCAGAACUAUUUCAGGCAGUUGUUUACUGCUGGGUUGCACGAAGACCAAUGUCUUCACCACCCUUGGCGCUUGAGGAAUCUGGGACUGGUCUUGGCUCAGCUGGCUCUAGCCACACCCUUCCGUUGUAGAGGAGAUCUGGUGGGUCUAGAGUUGGAAGAAUGGGUCACUUCAGCAGAAGAAGGGGUCGAUCCAGCUUGGUCGCGCAUAUACGUGGAGGACAUACUCGAUAGGCUAUUGGAAAGACCUAAUACGGAUAAGAUUCGCGACGCCAUCGAGUUCUGUCUCACCGAUGAGUCUUCGCUUGCUAAGAAACCAUUUGAGCCGGGAUUUCUCUUCAAGUGCAUUGAUUCGAUACACGCCAAUAUUACCGAGUGGUGCGAUAUAGAGCUAGAUGACUCAAAGUUUUAUGAAGAACUGAAUGGGCUUUUGGGAAGUCCUAAAUGGCCAGACGAUGCAUAUGAAGGGGCACAACAAUUGGGUCCAGAUGCCGCGCCGGUGGACAAUGACAACGCCCCAGAUGAACCCCCUCUACCAGGCAACGCUCAUCUGCCAGAUGAUGCCUACCAGCCAAACGGCCUUGACCCAGUAAUUCAUGAUAUAGCUCCUGGAGAGCCUUUACUUUUUGAGGGAAUAGAUGACGAGGAGCCACAAGCAAACGGCCCGCAACAGAACGUAGCUUUGCGUCCACCACCAGGCAUGAAGAGGAGACUAAGCACGGAGCCCGAGCCUCAAAGCAACAAGCGUGUCAAGAAGUGACACCAAGUUUACCGUCUUAUACGCUGUUUUUUUUCUCGUAUACCUGUUCCCCUCAUAAUAAUGUCGUACAUGUAGGACCUAUAGUUUCAAUUAUGAAUGAUCUGCUCCAGCAAGCGGGUCGGGUAGUUUGAAAAUGAUCCAGCGACACUGGAACAAUAUUGUCAAUUCGGAGGUCCUGGUAAGAGCUCGAGGAGACGGAUAGAAUCCGUAUGGUUCAGUGUAUCGUAUUGAUAGACCAGUGGCGUAGUAUCGGCCAUGCUGGCGAGAGUGUAGUAAGUUGGAGCUUGAAGCGAUCGUGCGGGAACCAAAAU
Cucurbitaria berberidis CBS 394.84 is the source of this 2190-nucleotide messenger RNA. RefSeq lists its product as uncharacterized. The record is from RefSeq and is a predicted model, not a curated record. The transcript is spliced from 2 exons. Lineage: Eukaryota; Fungi; Ascomycota; Dothideomycetes; Pleosporales; Cucurbitariaceae. Bases 26 to 1879 code for a protein of 617 amino acids.